AUGCUGGAACUUUGCACCGUCGCUAGUGUUUUAAGGAGCGACGACCGCAAGGGGGAGGUACUUUUCACAGCCGUGGAGUGCUGUGACGCCUAUGAGGUGUUAGUCGUUGCCUUCAGCGAUGCUCGGCUCCUGGCUCGCCUGGUCUUCUAUGGCGACCUCUCUGAGGGCGAAGAGAGAGAGGUCUUGUGCUCAAUGCCUUUGGAGCGAUGUGAGUUGAACCAGAUCACUUGCUUGGAUCUUUCGGAGAAUGCUAUUUUCCUAGCAGUUGCCUGCGAGGCCUUGGUUGUCGUGCUGCCCCUCUUGGAACUGCUGCUGGCAGAAGCACCUCCACAUCUAGCAGAAUGCUUGCGGGAUUCCUUGCGAGAUGCAGAGAAGAUCAAUCGACAUGAGGAUGCGGUCAAGGGAUCAUUCUCCAUUGCGACUGCUUGGACCUCCUUGGGUCUUUCAGGCGAGAUCUUGACAGAUUUCUUCGGGGGCAGCUCUGGGGGGAUGCCCAGCUCCACUCCCUUGCGCUUUUCGGUGCCCGCCAUCCAGGAGGAUGGUGCUGGCAUCACUUCUAUGUGCUGGUGGACGCAUGGCGCGAUCCCACCAGAUACGGUGUCUUCACGUUCACCUCGCUGGCAACGCCAUUGCUUGAUUUUUGGUUCCCUUUCCGGACGCUUGGUGAUCAUGGACAUCACCAGCCAAAGCGAACUUCGUACGUUUUCAUUGCCUCCAAUCGUGUUGCUACAGCUAUGCCGGUACCACUCCCAAGAGUGGUUGCUGAUUGAAACAACUGCAGAACCCAAACAUUGGAAGUUGCUGCUGGUGGAAGACCGGCCAGAUCAGCCAGCGCUUCAGUGGAACAUUACCAACGGCCAAGCUCUUCCUAGUGGGUCUGGUGAGCAUUUUGAAAUGGAGCCUUUGAACGGAACGCCUCCGCAUUUGUUGCUGGUGGUACGUCGAGGCUUAAAACCAGAGGGCAAGAGCGAAGUGCUGGGGAUGCUCAUGGACGAGGACGCUCAGGGUUCCAGUGGCCUAUGUUUGUUGUUGUCGCUGCCAUCUUUUCCAGAAGACCCUUUGGCACGUGUAGAGCUGCCGAUGGAUGUGGCUGCCCCUAGCAGCUCUGGCAAGCGGAGGCUGGUGGACUUGGUGGUGUUGUUGGGGGGCGGCCUCUUCCUGACGGUGCUCCAUGAGGGAUCAGACAGCUUAGUCAUGCUCACAACAGCGAAGCCUUCUCCGGCUCUAGCCCAGCAGAAACCAGUGAACCAGGUGGUACAGGAAUUACUUGUUCCUGGCCGUGUUUUGGGGGCAUCUGCUCAUCAGUACUGGUCGCCAGAGUUAAGAUGCGGUGGACGUUCACUUGCCAUAUUGUGGACGGCUACUGAAAUCUUUGCAUUGACGGCGUUGGGGAACAGCUUGGUAGAAACCCUUCAGAGCAGAUCCAUCGAUUCAGCUCGCGCGAGCGUUGGGACGGCGGAGCCAAGCGCUGAGUGGGACGAGCUGCUGCCAUUGCUGUGCUGGGCUUUAGAUGUUGACAUUGACAACCUACUCUUAGAUGCAGGUCGCCGAGUCUUAUCAGGUCGAUGGGAUCAGAUCGGGGAGCAAGGCUUGCGCUCAGCUCUGGCCUUGUGGGAGCGGAGGUCAUCGCAAGAAGUCCCGUUGCUGGUGCUGCAGGAGUGUUUCAGCGAAUUGUUCCAACACCUGGAAAUGAUGCACCACAUGGCCCCGGGCAUACUCCAUGUUUUGAUGCCGCACUGGCCACAAGUGGCCUUGCGGCUGGAAGCCAUGCACAGUCAGAGCGGUGCAUCCAAGACUGAAUUCGAUUCUGAGAAACUGGAGGAAGACAUACCUGGAUCACCAGAACUGUCCAACGUAGCCUGGUUCCUGUCCUUGGUCGUGAUGCUGUUGGUUGUCCUGCGGCAGAAGGCUCAGAAUGAGGGCGCUACUGGAGAGUACAAGCGUGGCGCCAAGAGCCCCAAAGUCCAUUCCCUGAAGCAGGACGGCAUAGCCUGGCAAGCCUGGGUAUCCGACCAGGUCACACUGAUAAUCAGUGGUGCUCGUGGCCCGCCAGCUCCCAGCUUUGCGGACUUCGCAGAUGCCGUGCAGCAGGAGUUUGACGUUUGGUGGGCUCAAGAACUACAAGAAGCGCAGUCGCCAAAGGACGUGUUCAAGCCAGAGAACAUCCUCGCCAGCACUCUGACUCCGGAACCUGCGAAGAAAUAUGGCACCAUCUACGAGAGAAGCAUGGGAACAGAUCCUGAGCUGGUACCUGGCUGCUGUUCUGCCCGCCUGCUCCUGUUGGGAGUUUUGAAGAAGCGAUGGCCGCAAGUGUCGCCAGAGUCAGGCAGAUCCCAAGAUUCCAAUGCAGAAUGUGAAGGCUUCGCCCAGUGGCUGGUGAGCCUUGACCGCCUGGGCGCCACCUUGGCCGCUGGCAGCUUGGUGGAGCUUCUGCUGCGAGGCGCCGUUGCUGCGAGCGAAGGGCCCGAAGAAGCGAAAGAGAUUGCCGCAGACGUUGACCUUGCACUUGCGGUUGCCUUUGCCCUGAUGGAUGUUCAGACUUCUUUUGGCAAUCGGACGGCCUCUGUAUGUGGGGCACUCUGUGCACUCUUGAAACUGGCCCGUCCUCCGUCAGAACGCCCACAGCCAUCGAUUUGGAAGAGUGAAGAUCCAAAGGAAGAGAGUCCACAUGUGGAGAUCUCAGCACCAGAGCUGCUGGAUCGACUUUGCCACCUGGAUGCGGAGGAGAGAAAUUCGUCACAAAGUUGGAUGAAUUUCUUGGACUGUAUCUCUGAGCUUCCUAGUGGCUGCUGCUCCGAAUGUUCGAAUACCUGGAGUUGGGAGCAGGAGGGACGCAUGACCUCAUUUGCUGCGCUCCAGCCAACUGGUGGCCUGGGAAUGACACAGGUGUUGCAACCUUUAGAAUUCUGGUUGAUGAAGUCAUGCCCCUUGGAUGGCCCUCCAACUUCGGAGUCGGAGUCAACAUCCUGCAGCUCACCAGCGCUUCUUCCAACUACAGAGAUGCGAGAGACGCUUGAGAGGAUCCUGGAAGAUGGAGCACAAUGGGAGGUUCCUGACACUUUCGCAGACCGCCUGGUGCAGUGCCAAUGGUGGCAUGAGGUGCAAAGGCCCCGAUGGAGCCCUGCACUGCCAUUGCUAAUGCUGGCAUUGCUUGCAGCAGUGGAAGAGUGGAUUUGGGAACUGCCAUGGACUGCCAAGUUCCGCAUACACUUGGCUUACGCCUUGUACAUUGUGAGAUCUUGGGCUGGAAAAGGGGAUCCAGAUGAGAACCAGCAGGGUGAAGAACUUGCCAGCGCAGCAUCCUUCGCAGCUUGA
Cladocopium goreaui is the source of this 3315-nucleotide messenger RNA. The record is from the annotation of a GenBank genome assembly. NCBI's taxonomy places the organism in Eukaryota, Dinophyceae, Suessiales, Symbiodiniaceae.